This is a messenger RNA of Nasonia vitripennis (jewel wasp), 1230 nucleotides long. RefSeq names its product odorant receptor 17 (gene Or17). Bases 1 to 1230 code for a protein of 409 amino acids. Gene Ontology annotation, biological process: sensory perception of smell; detection of chemical stimulus involved in sensory perception of smell. Gene Ontology annotation, cellular component: plasma membrane. Lineage: Eukaryota; Metazoa; Arthropoda; Insecta; Hymenoptera; Pteromalidae. Gene Ontology annotation, molecular function: olfactory receptor activity; odorant binding. The transcript has 7 exons. The record is from RefSeq and is marked inferred.
AUGAGCGAUAAGGAAGGAUUCGACGUUGCAAUACAAACAAGUCGCACAAUUUUACGCUUUCUCGGAGUAUGGCCAGAUCCAAAACGAAAAGAAAGCUGGAUAUACAGUGGUCACUUCCUUAUACCGGCUAUUGUUAUGUUCUACUUCGUCAACAUACCGCAAACUAUGAUGGUAACGAAAGUCUGGGGUGACUUGAACGCCGUACUUGAAGUCUUAACCACAUCUGACAUUCCAAUCGGCAUAGCACUUUUCAAAAUGCUGGGCAUCUGGUACAACAGAGAUGUAUUGGGUCAGCUUGUCGUAUCCAUGUCGGAGGAUUGGAAAAGCGUCAAGUCCCCAGAGGAACGAGACGUUAUGUGGAGAAAUGCUAGACUAAGCCGUCUACUGUCCGUCACAAUCAUCGGUUUAGCUGAGGGUACGAUUGUCGCGCAGUUUGCGAUGGUCAUCUACUUUAACGUCCUUGAGGCCAGACAAUAUAGUUUAACAAAGGACAACGUUACCGCAAGGUUUAGGCCAUUGUACAUGAGCGCCCAGUUCUUCUACGAUGCCCAAAAAUCUCCCAACUAUGAGAUACACUGGCUGUUCCAGUGCUCGUCAACUAUUUUCGCAGCAUCAGCAUUUUCCUCUGUAGACGCGUUCUUUGCAGUACUGAUGUUGCAUCUUUGUGGCCAGCUGAAUAAUCUGAGAGAGAAACUGAAAAAGUUACCAAAGCAAAUCAGUGAUAAAGGAGGAGGAUCUUUUGUGGAAAAGCUCUCUGAGAUUGUCACCAGGCAUGAUCAUCUUGAUAGGUUUGGCAAUGCAAUCGAAGAUGCGUUUAACGUAAUGUUUCUUGUACAAAUGGUAGCAUCUUCCAUGGUUCUUUGUCUUCAAGGAUAUCAACUAGUGAUGAUAACAACUGCAGGAGAUGGCAUUCCGCUCUUCGAAUUGAUCUUUAUGAUAUACUUCACAUGCUGUUUCACUUUCAGUUUGUUUGUCUAUUGUUACGUUGCUGAAGUCUUGCGUACAGAGAGUAUGGAAGUUGGUAAUGCGGCAUAUGAAAGUAACUGGUACGACUUACCUUCCUGUGAAACCAAAUUAUUGAUGCUUGUAAUAAUUCGAGCAAAAAAACCGUUUAAAAUCACGGCAGGAAAAUUUGCGGCUUUUUCUUUAGGACUCUAUUGCAGCAUUUUAAGAUCAUCUGGAGGUUACCUUUCUAUGUUACUGGCAAUGAAAGACAGAUUGGCUAGUUAA